UCCUAAAAUGGACACAAGUCAGUCAUGGAAAUUAAAACGCUAUGGACGUUACGCUCCUGGCUCUACAAGCGGAAAACCGUGGAAGGUAUUUGAGGCAAAUGGCAAUAAACCAGAAAUCUUCCUCACCAUUGUGGAACCUGGAUACUUGCUGGUAGUGCAAGGACAGGAAAGCUUGGAUACAGUCCCUUUGCUCUGUGGAUCCAGUUCGCUGAAAGUACACCAGAAAUCUGACGAACUGAUGUUUCGACUUAUUGUGAAGGGGGAGAGCCGCAUGAUGAGGAUGCAGUUUGAUGGAAGUAACAGGGCAGAGGCAAUAAAGGAGUGUUCAAGAGCUGUAGAAAAACUGAUGGAGCACAUUCCUGUCACUGCACAGGAUGACGCCCCAUUGCCCCCUAAUCAGUCGCCCGCUGAGGUCCCUGCACCAGUGACACAGACUUGGCAGGAAAAGGCUGGGAGAGCUGUGCCUGAGGUUGUCCAAGGAUCAUUGUCCAUCGAGCACCUCGCUCAGCACUUCUUGGGAGAGACUGCUUUGACUCUGCCUCAAGUAUAUCACCACAGUUUUUUGGAACAAGGGGACUUGGAGCCCAUCCUGCGUGUUUGUCUGCUGGAUCCCAGCUUUCCUGCAUUUGUGGAGAAGGUGGAGGGGGAGCUGAGGAAACUGCUUCCAGAGUGAAGAAUCUCAACAAGAGCUGAAGGCAGAAAGGUCAAGUCAGUGCAAUGUGUUUUUUCAUAUACACUUUGUGUGGGCGGUGCCUGGUGGUGGUGGUGGUGGUGGAGUGUUUCUUGCUGCGCUGCCGAUGUUGUUUGAAAUGUUACACAUUAGUUGUUAUUGUAUACGGCCUGAAGAGGAUGCUCUGGAUGGUGUUGGAUUUAGGUGGUUAAAGGAAGAGCUUGCAAAAUAAAAUAAAAAAAUCUAGAUUCAUUUGUAAUUUUUUUAUUCAGAAAAAAAAUAUUGGUCUCACUCAUAUGUUUGAUCGUGGCUAUAUACUCUGGUCCCUCAGUUUCCACCUUAACGCAGGCCCGUUUCCACCGCAACACACAUGGAUACAUUGUAUUGAAAGAGGAGUCAUGCAGCUACAGCAGUGAAUUUUGCUAUGCCAGCUUCCAAGUGAUCCCACAAUAUUAAAGCUUCACUGAGUAAAACAAACUGCCCUCCAUAUAUCUAUUUAAGAAUACAUAUUGCAUAGGAUUAUAGCCAUGCUAUACAGUUAAAGAGAGAAAAAAUAAAAUACAAAAUAAAAAUCAAUCAAUGAAAUUGGGAAAUAUAAAAAAAAUAUUAUUUUUUUUUACAGAUUUCCUAUCAUUUGAACACUCAUACUUAAACAUAUACAAGACACCUAAGUUACUC
This is a messenger RNA of Epinephelus moara (kelp grouper), 1348 nucleotides long. It is a transcript of the gene rec114, whose product is annotated as REC114 meiotic recombination protein. The transcript has 6 exons. Bases 8 to 673 code for a protein of 221 amino acids. The record is from RefSeq and is a predicted model, not a curated record. Lineage: Eukaryota; Metazoa; Chordata; Actinopteri; Perciformes; Serranidae.